UGCAAUUCCUUUAAAGAAGCAUGUGCACGGGAGGCUGUGCUAAGUGUCUGGGAAGUACUCUAAUCCCCCUGGCCGUGCUCUGCACCCUUGCUAAUAUUUUGUUGUUUUUCCCUGGAGGAAAAGUAGCUGAAGACAGUGCACACAUUACAAAUGAAGUUUGGUACUUUGGAGGGAUCUUGGGAUCGGGUGUAUUGAUGAUCUUCCCUGCCUUGGUGUUUUUGGGCCUUCAGAAUAAUGACUGCUGUGGAUGCUGUGGUAAUCGGAGCUGUGGAAAGAGGUUUGCGAUGUUUUCUUCUAUAUUAUUUGCUGCUGUUGGAGUUCUGGGAGCUGGAUACUGUUUUAUUUUGUCAGCAGUAGCCAUAAACAAAGGCCCUAAAUGUAACACUGCAGAAAACUGGACCUACCCUUUCCAGGAUGGGGAUUACCUGGCCGACCAUGCACUGUGGGAGCUGUGUAACUCACCUGACAAUAUUGUCCCAUGGCACCUGACCCUCUUCUCCUUGCUGCUGGUCAUGAGCGGUAUCCAGGGAGUGCUCUGUGGCAUUCAGAUGGUGAACGGCCUGUUUGGAACGCUCUGUGGGGACUGCAAGUGCUGUGGAUGUUGUGGGGGAGAUGGAACUGUCUAACAAAUAGGAAUACUGCAGACAACUCUCCUCACCCUGGGAGGAUCCCUUCUGCAGAUGCUCCACAAAGCAGCCCAGAGAUGCACUGGCUCCGGCCAAGAAGAUGAGAAUGAAGGGCUCUUCCUCCCA
Molecule: messenger RNA, 752 nt
Organism: Hirundo rustica (Barn swallow)
Lineage: Eukaryota; Metazoa; Chordata; Aves; Passeriformes; Hirundinidae
Gene: TM4SF4
Product: transmembrane 4 L six family member 4
Exons: 5
Coding region: 21-626 (201 amino acids)
Cellular component (GO): membrane
Source: RefSeq, a predicted model, not a curated record